This is a messenger RNA of Poecilia latipinna (sailfin molly), 3024 nucleotides long. RefSeq lists its product as uncharacterized. NCBI's taxonomy places the organism in Eukaryota, Metazoa, Chordata, Actinopteri, Cyprinodontiformes, Poeciliidae. The transcript is spliced from 3 exons. The record is from RefSeq and is a predicted model, not a curated record. The coding region runs from base 637 to 1950 and encodes 437 amino acids.
UGUAGAAAUGAACUUAUAAUUACUGCAUAGAAUCUUCUCAUUCUGCAUUGGGCAUACAAUAAUAGUCUUCCAAUUUAUCAAACAAUCUACUUACUUUCAAAAUCAGUUAAUCAGUUAAGUGACUAAGUUACAUUUUCAGUGCUGUGAUUGGGUGUUGAAUAAAAUAUGGAAACAGUGAAGCGUUGUGAAUGGUUUCCAGGGUGUUUUAACCCUUCACUGAUGCAGAGAAGCAGCAGCUGAUGCUAUUAAUCUUUAACAUCUUCAGAGAAAACAUCCCCAGUGUCAUGUGAGGAGCUGCACUUUACUCUCAUCUGGAGGAAACCUCAACAGAAACACGACUUCGCCCACAGAGGAUUGAGGAACGAGGUGAAGCUCCUCAUGGAGCCAAAUGAUGCUAAAUUCAAACAGAUCCUUCUGUUUUAAACUUUAAUUUUAAGUUGCGAUAAUGACUUUUCAUUCUACUUGAAGGCAGCAGCAGAAGCAGAAGAACCAGAAGCAGGUAAAACCAAUCUGAGCAACAUAUUCUACAUUUAACGUGUCUGUUAAUUAUUAAGGUUUUGUUUCUCUGUUAGGAUCUCGAGUCGAUAGCAAAAAGCGUUGAAUAAAAGCGUCUGUUUUAUCCCGCAGGUCUGAACGAUGUGGUUGAUUUUCACAGCUCUUCUGGUCGCCUCGUUAAACCGACAGAGCCAAGCUUCGGUGACUUUUGCUUCCACCUGCAGGGUCAAAGGUCAACCAGAGGAAGAGCUGAUUUUACACUGCGGUGAUGGAGAACAUGAAGGUGUGGUCCAGUUCUGGCACACACCGUUCGGUGACCUCCAGAGCUCUGGUUCCCAGUCCAAACUGGACCCGGUGUUUAUGCACCACGAUGGGAGCCUCCUUAUCCAAAACUUCAGCAUCCACCAUGGUGGGCUGUACUACUGCAUCCUGCAGCAUGCAGAGGGAUCCAUGCUGUGGCCCUUUGAGCUUCAUGUGGACCAAAACAUGGUGGCUGAGGCUGACAACGGGCGCGGCGGCGGCAGCUGCGCUGCACGCCGGUUCAGGAGGAACGCAGCUUUUACAGGCGAGAGGGAAGCCGUGUUUUCAGAAGAGAUUUUUGCAGGAGCCGUGGCUGCAUCGGUGCUGCUGACGUUUGUGGUGGGAUUCAGCGCUGGAGCUCUGUCACGGACUCCUGUUCUCAGGUGUUUAAAGUCACUAGCUCCAAAGAAGAGAAGACGUCAACCUGACGUACCAGACGGCUCUCGGGUUACCAUGACAACCCUUCCAUCCAUGUACGACAACCAGGCCUACAGGACGGGAGCGAUUCCCCAUGACUCUCAAAUCUGGCGAACCACGGAGACGCCAACUCUGCUUACAACCCCGUCUCCACCCGCCAAACCCAAGCGGAGCUUUCGGCUCAAAGUAGAAGAAAAAGAAGAAGAAGAAGAACCGGAAGGAACUGCUUAUUUGGAAGGAUGUGAUUCUAACCGGGCGGAGGGGGAAACCGGAAGCGGAGAGGAUGGUGAGGCACAGGAGGAGGAAGAGAGCGGCAAGCCAGAAGAAAAGGAAGAUGGAGGGAGUGAAACAGAGGACAGAGAGGAAGAUGGAGAAGCGAGCGAGGAGGUUAGAGAAGAAAAACAAAAUACAGACGAGAGUGAAGAGUUGGAGCAGGAAUCCACAGGAACAGACGACGAGAGGAGCGUCAAAGCGGAAGCUGAGCCCAGAGGAGAAGACCCGCCAUCCGGUUCUCACCGGCGCCGCAGCCGCGUUAUCCGCCUGUACCAAUACGACGAGGACGGCCAGCGAUACGGUCACCUCCCGGACCCGGAGGCUCCGGAAGCGGCCCCCAGGCCCAGGCAGCGCUCCCGGUCUCUGACCCGCCUGAACGCCAUCAUGGCGGCGGCCGCCACGGGGCCGAUGGAGCGGACGGAGCCAGAGGAGAAGCAGCAGCAGCACUUCCACAUGGACAUUUAAGACUCGUGUUAUUCUGUUUCAAUCAUUAUCACGCUAUUCUUUUUUUUUUUUUUAAUAACAAUGACACAAUAAGAAAAAAAUACCCUCCCCUUAUUAGCACAUGCGCAAAUUAGCUGAUGGUACGGAUGAUACUUCCGGAACAGGUCGUGCAAAAUGGAGGCGACGUUAAGUUUGAGGCCUAAACCACUCAGCCAAAUAAAUUAUAUAUAUAAAUUGUCAGAAUUUUAUGCAUAUAUUAGUAUGUUUUGGUUUUUCACUCACAAAAAAGCUCAGUUUAAUAUCACAAUUGUUAUUUAUGAAAAAAGAUCAGAAUAAAAUGGAGAAAACCGUUUUCUCAAUGGGAAAACAGAAAUUUGGGUCGCGCACAAUAUAAUUACUAUAAAUAACCGGCCAACAUGCCACAUUUCAGUUUGUAAAGUCAAAUUUACUAUAAGAAAUUAAAAUUAAUUUCAGGAGUUUUAAAAUGUGAGAAAAGUUUUUGGAUUGUUAAAAGCAGAUUAAUAUCAGGAUUACCAUCUAAUUUUCUCUUCAGAUUCAGGCUUCUGACUACAGCUACUGACAAAGUAUUCACAGUAAAUAUAUUUAUACCUGCUUUUAAACAUAAUUCUACUCCCUAAACACUUUAGCCUAAUUCAUUAAAUGAAACAUAGAAAGUAUUAGAACAUUUCUGGUCGUUUGUAUAAUAAUGAAAGUCAGGCCACAAACAUUCAGCAAUUUGGGCACCCACUUAUUAAAUGUGGCUAAAUGGAUUUUAGAAGAAAGUUUUUGUUCAUAUGAAAACAUUUCCUAGACCCAGAAAUAAACACCCAUAAAGUUAGAAAAAUGUACGCCUUUUUUUUAACCAACAUAAACAUCUAAGACCCUUCUCAGAAACUACAAUGUUAUUUUUGUUCUAAAAAAAAGUAUGCAUGUUUAAAUCACAAAAGUGAACUAUUUACAGUAAAAUUUAGCAUUUUUUUUUAAUUGGGGGAAAAAUAUGACUAAAAGCUUCAACUUUGUGAUUUUGGCUGACAGAGCAAAAAGUUUGGACACCCUGAUCUAAAAGCUGCAAAAUAAAGGAUUUAUAGAUCACAU